AGCAGCGAGUUGGGAGGGAGACUGAGUCGACACGAGUGGGGAGCGAUUUACUGUUUCAAUCAAAGUUUCCAAUCCUCUGAAGCUAAAGCGAAUCGAUCAGCAAAGGAUAAAGGAGCUCAACAAGUUUGCGGCGGCAUUCCAACAAUGAACAGGAUUCUUGCAACAAAAGCUGGCUCAAACGUUUAUAGAUUGAGAAUACCCUGGAGGCCAUUUUCUAAUGAUGCUGCCAGAGUAAUAUCUAGCCCAAUUGCUGGAAACCCUGAAAAAGGGAGUGAAGCUCAACAAUAUGACAUUGCAAUUGUUGGAGGUGGUAUGGUUGGCCUGGCUCUCGCCUGUUCCUUAGCUAGUAUGCCAUUAACAAAACACUUGAAUGCUGUCAUCGUCGAUAGCAAUCCAGCUUUGGGGGGAAAGCACUUCAUUAUGAAAGAUGACCUCCCUGAUCCCAGGGUCAGUACUAUUACGCCUUCAACUAUAUCUUUCUUGAAAGAUAUUGGUGCUUGGCGAUUUGUUGAGCAGCAUCGACAUGCCUACUUUGAUAAGAUGCAGGUUUGGGAUUAUACUGGCCUAAGUUACGCAAAAUAUAAUGCCAGGGAUGCAGACAAAGAAGUACUCGGGUGCGUUGUGGAGAAUAAGGUGCUACUUAGUUCUCUUCUGUCACAUGUGCAGAAUACGGAUUUGCUAAAGAAAAUAUACCCAUCAAGAUUGACUUCAAUGUCUAUACUACCAAAUUCUUCAUCCUUGGAAGUGAACAGCACAUUAUCGAUGACAGAAUUGUUCACCCAUGGGCGUUUAGCAAAGUUAGAACUAGAGGAUGGCAAUAGCCUAUAUGCAAAGUUGGUGGUAGGAGCAGAUGGGGGCAAAUCCCGAGUGAGAGAGUUAGCAGGAAUAAGAACUACCGGAUGGAAUUACUCACAGAAUGCCAUCAUAUGUACAGUCGAACAUGGUGUAGAAAACCAUUGUGCAUGGCAGAGGUUUCUACCUUCUGGUCCGCUUGCACUUUUGCCAAUAGGUGAUAAGUUUAGCAAUAUAGUUUGGACUAUGACCCCGAAAGAGUCAUCCGACUUCAAAUCAAUGACCGAAGAUGACUUUCUGAAAGCUGUAAAUCAUGCUCUGGAUUAUGGUUAUGGUCCUCAUCCUACAUCAAGUAUAUUAGGUAGUUCAGACUUAUUUUCUUGGCUCAAGGGAGGUCUCUCCAGCUCAGCUCACAAUUGCUUCGAAGUUCCGCCAAAAGUAGUCAAGUUGGCCUCUGAAAGAAUGGUUUUCCCAUUAUCCUUGAGGCACGCUAAUGACUAUGUAUCAAAGCGUGUUGCUCUAAUUGGCGAUGCAGCUCACACUGUACAUCCUUUGGCUGGCCAAGGAGUUAAUUUGGGUUUUGGAGAUGCAUCUAGUCUUUCAAGUGUCAUUUCUGAGGGCAUUGCUGUAGGCACAGACGUCGGGGAGGUAUCGCUACUAAAGAAAUACGAAGCAGACCGAAAACCAGCAAACGUUAUGAUGAUGGCAGUCCUGGAUGGUAUUCAAAAGGCAUACUCUGUCGAUUUCGGUCCUCUGAACAUUUUACGAGCUGCUGCGUUUCACGGGGCUCACCAUAUUUCACCACUUAAAAAGAGCAUCAUCUCGUAUGCAUUGGGGGAGCUGAGGUUGCCACUAUUUGCCUGAAGACGAACCUUGAUCGGAGAAUCAUGUUAAAUUAGGUUUAGAGUUUUCUGCACCAUCCGAUUGUAAAGUGAGUAAAUUGUUUUCAGCAAAGGAUGAAUAAAUUGUAAAACUUUCAACUUUCAUAUGAAUCGAAUCACAGGUCGAUCCAGGGUGUAAGCGAGACUAA
Messenger RNA from Hibiscus syriacus, 1822 nucleotides. RefSeq names its product ubiquinone biosynthesis monooxygenase COQ6, mitochondrial-like. NCBI's taxonomy places the organism in Eukaryota, Viridiplantae, Streptophyta, Magnoliopsida, Malvales, Malvaceae. The record is from RefSeq and is a predicted model, not a curated record. Gene Ontology annotation, biological process: ubiquinone biosynthetic process; xanthophyll biosynthetic process; carotene biosynthetic process. The transcript has 11 exons. Gene Ontology annotation, cellular component: mitochondrion. Bases 145 to 1656 code for a protein of 503 amino acids. Gene Ontology annotation, molecular function: oxidoreductase activity, acting on paired donors, with incorporation or reduction of molecular oxygen, NAD(P)H as one donor, and incorporation of one atom of oxygen; 2-octaprenyl-6-methoxyphenol hydroxylase activity; FAD binding.